CUCUUGGAGCUGUCAGUCCAGUUUUCGAGAUGACGAAGAAUGGAGACAUUUACACCAUCACUAUGGAAACUGCUAUCAAAACUGUAACAUUCAGCUUCAAACUCAAUGAGGAAUUCAUUGAUAAUAAGCCUAAUGGAGAAAAGACGAACACUGUUAUACAAGCCGAUGGGGACAGCUUGAUCCAGUCAGAUGUAUCUGAAAAUGGAAAGAAAUCUAAGAUUGUCUACUCUUUUACACCGCAAGAGUUAAUAUUGACGAACACCAUAGAAGGAUGGAAUGGAAAAUCCGUCAGAACUUUUGCAGCAAUUUAAUCUUAUAUAUACUAAAUACCGAAG
Molecule: messenger RNA, 335 nt
Organism: Spodoptera litura
Lineage: Eukaryota; Metazoa; Arthropoda; Insecta; Lepidoptera; Noctuidae
Product: fatty acid-binding protein-like
Molecular function (GO): lipid binding
Source: RefSeq, a predicted model, not a curated record